UUAUAUAUUUGGUCACAUACUCACAUGUAACACUAAUCAAAUCUCUAGGACGUACGAAAAAGAAUUACGGUACUCCGUAUGAAAACUAGAUACGGUCUCCUAGGGUAGAAUAUACAUAGUCCUCCGUAGCAGAAAUACUCCGUACUAAAAAUUCACACAGUGUGCGGGAGUCGCCCAUACAGAGGAGAGUCCAUGCCCCGAAAAUGAUACGUGCAAAGCAAAUCGGGACAUUAUCCCAGUCUGCUAGGUCCCUCAUCUUAAACGGAUCAAGAUCGGGUGCAGCAGACGGUUCAUGUGCUUGUUCGGAAGACGACACGUGCGCUUCAAGAAGGAUUCAAACGAAGAAGGAUGCUGAGCGUCGAGAAGCCUCUUCGUCUUCAUUUACAAAGCCUACGGGUGGAGUAGAUUCCUCUAUUUCAAGAGAUGCCAUAAAAGCCUUGAGCUCCCAGAAGAAUGAGAAGUGUGAAUAUUCGGUUUCUCAGCCAAAAGUUGCACCUUAUUCGAACCCAUCAAAGAGAGCAGAUUGUGUUAGUAGUUAUGGGAGCUUGGAAGCUUCAGACGGAUUGCAUUCAUCGCCUCCCAUUUCUGACCAGUUCGUUAGGGCAGGUAUUGCAGCGGUCAAUUUUUUAUCAGAUUUGGUACAUUAUAAAAUUCCAAUGUCAGAUGGCGCAAUUAAAUCAUCACCAGAUUGCAUUGUUGAGCACACCGAGCCUUUUUCUACACCUAAGCCCUCCUCAACUGCAAAAUCUUUUGGUAAAGGUUAUGCAAAAACCCCACCUGCUGUAACUUCAAGUCCUGUAAAUAGUUGCAGCGGCACACCAGGCAGAGGUUCAAAAUGUAAUUCUGUUACAAAUGAUGGAACAGCUGUUGAUGUCGAUACACAUGACAAAAGGAUGACAUUGUGUGCAAACUCUAGACCAUAUUAUUCAACAUGUGAUGAUCAAGCUUCAAAUGGAGAGCUUAUAAUAAAGGAAAGGCCAAAAAGGUUGUCUCUUCGGGAGACAAAGAAUGGUCAUCAUACUGCAGAUACGGUUUCUCGCGUCUUACAACAACAUAUGCAUUGGGGCCCAGAGACAGAAGAUGCUCUUUCUAAACUCAACCGCCCACUGGAUGCCUAUCAAGCAAACCAAGUUCUCAAGCGGCUCCAAAACCAUGCGCUUGCACUCAACUAUUUCUAUUGGUUGAAAUGCCAACCAGGGUUCAAACACGACGAGCACACCUACACGACCAUGGUUGGCAUCCUUGGGCGAGCCAAGCAAUUUGGGGCAAUAAACAGAUUGAUCAGCCAGAUGGUGGCUGAAGGGUGUCAACCAAACGUGGUGACGUAUAACCGGAUCAUCCAUAGUUAUGGACGGGCGAACUACUUGAACGAAUCAUUGCGCGUGUUUAACCGAAUGCAGGAAGAAGGGUGUGAGCCUGACCUUGUUACCUAUUGUACCCUCAUUGACCUCCACGCGAAGGCCGGAUAUCUUGAUGUAGCCAUGGACAUGUAUCAGAGGAUGCAAGAAGCCGGGCUGUCUCCUGACACCUUCACUUACAGUGUCAUCAUCAAUUGUCUUGGGAAAGCGGGUCAUUUGGUCACGGCUCAUAAGCUGUUCUGUGAGAUGGUCAACCAAGGGUGUGUCCCAAACCUGGUGACUUACAAUAUCAUGAUCGCCUUGCAUUCCAAAGCAAGGAACUAUUCUCAUGCACUCCAGCUUUACCGCGACAUGCAGGAAGCUGGGUUUCAACCAGACAAGGUGACUUACAGCAUUAUAAUGGAGGUUUUCGGGCACUGUGGGUAUCUACAUGAAGCCGAGGAGGUGUUCAUGGAGAUGACGAGGAAUAACUGGGCACCCGACGAGCCCGUGUACGGUCUUCUGGUCGAUCUUUGGGGAAAAGCGGGCAACGUGAAGAAGGCAUGGGAGUGGUAUCACGCCAUGCUCUGCGCAGGACCCGACGGGCAGAACGUGCGGGACCACGUCACCCGUUUCUUGGAUUUCAUGCACAGCGAGGACCGGGAGAGCAAGAGGGGGCUCGUGGACGCCGUGGUCGACUUCCUGCACAAAUCCGGACUCAAGGAGGAGGCGGGGUCCGUGUGGGAGGUGGCCGCAAUGAGGAACAUAUACCCGGACGUGGUGAGGGAGAAGAGCUCGUGCUACUGGCUCAUCAACCUCCACGUCAUGUCCGACGGGACCGCCGUCACGGCACUGUCGAGGACGCUGGCGUGGUUCCGCCGGCGGAUACUGGUGCUGGGCAUCCGCCCGAGCCGGAUCGACAUAGUGACGGGGUGGGGGCGGAGGAGCAAGGUGACGGGGACGUCGCUGGUGAGGCAAGCGGUGCAGGAGUUGCUAGACGUGUUUGGUUUUCCGUUGAUCAAGGAGAAGGGGAACUCUGGGUGUUUUGUGGGGUAUGGUGAGGCCCUUAACACAUGGUUGCUCCACCCUUACGUUGAGCGAAUGCAUUUGCUGUAAUAUCACGAAUUAACCGCACCAAAAUGGGAUGCCCUAUUUAUACACAAGUCUUCAAAGACUCACACAAAUACUCGCGUAUCUGUCUGUGAAAGCUUGGUGUACAAAUGGAGUACUCAUUUUAAUAUACUCUUACCAUUGCC
Messenger RNA from Cuscuta campestris, 2593 nucleotides. NCBI's taxonomy places the organism in Eukaryota, Viridiplantae, Streptophyta, Magnoliopsida, Solanales, Convolvulaceae. The record is from the annotation of a GenBank genome assembly.